This is a messenger RNA of Sus scrofa (pig), 1669 nucleotides long. It is a transcript of the gene RHOV, whose product is annotated as ras homolog family member V. The record is from RefSeq and is marked provisional. Gene Ontology annotation, molecular function: GTP binding; GTPase activity. Gene Ontology annotation, biological process: small GTPase-mediated signal transduction. NCBI's taxonomy places the organism in Eukaryota, Metazoa, Chordata, Mammalia, Artiodactyla, Suidae.
UGGACUCAGUCAGAGGCAGUCUGCGGAACCGGCUUACUCGAGCGCGCCGGAACCUGGUCCCGGGCUGUACCCGGAGCGGGCCAUGCCCCCGCGGGAGCUGAGCGAGGCCGAGUCGUCCCCGCUUCGGGCCCCGACCCCUCCCCCGCGGCGGGGCAGCGCGUCCCCGGAGCUGGGCAUCAAGUGCGUUCUGGUGGGCGACGGCGCUGUGGGCAAGAGCAGCCUCAUCGUCAGCUACACCUGCAAUGGGUACCCCGCGCGCUACAGGCCCACGGCGCUGGACACCUUCUCCGUGCAAGUCCUGGUUGAUGGAGCCCCGGUGCGCAUUGAGCUCUGGGACACAGCGGGACAGGAAGACUUUGACCGCCUUCGCUCGCUCUGCUACCCAGAUACGGAUGUCUUCCUGGCCUGCUUCAGCGUGGUGCAGCCCAGCUCCUUCCAAAACAUCACAGAGAAAUGGCUGCCGGAGAUCCGCACUCACAACCCCCAGGCGCCAGUGCUGCUGGUGGGCACGCAGGCAGAUCUGAGAGACGAUGUCAAUGUACUGAUUGAGCUGGACCAGGGAGGCCGGGAGGGACCUGUGCCCGAACCCCAGGCUCAGGGUCUGGCAGAGAAAAUCCGGGCCUGCUGCUACCUGGAGUGCUCAGCCUUGACGCAGAAGAACUUGAAGGAGGUGUUUGACUCUGCCAUUCUCAGUGCCAUUGAAAACAAAGCCCGGCUGGAGAAGAAACUGAAUGCCAAAGGUGUGCGCACCCUCUCCCGCUGCCGCUGGAAGAAGUUCUUCUGCUUUGUUUGAACAGCUGUGGCAGCACAAUGAUCAAUAGGCUAAUGGCCACAGACUUCUAGAACCUGGGGCACAGGGCCUUUGAGGGCUGUGCUGGCAGGGCCCAGCCACCCCAUGGGACUCAGUUCUUGUCUGAACACUGUGGAGACUCGGGCCUUUACUUCUGUGUGCCCGGGUGAGCCUAGGGCCUGGAGGAGGGAAGGCUCUGACUUGGAUUUCUAUGGUCAGGGCUCACAGAGAGAUCCCAGUACUUGGAUUUUCAUGGGGUGAUCCAAACAGUGUCAGCCAUCUCCAAGCAGUUUGGGAUCCAAUUUCCAGUUUCUUGUUGUGGGCCCUCAGAUCAUCCUGCAUGAAUUGGGACCCCUCAUAGUGGUCCCCACCCGCUCUUUGGCACCAGGGUGAGGAAGAGCCUGGGGAACAGCAUCCUGAAGGGCUGUGGUGUCUGGCCCUGACUUGGAGAGGAGAUUAGGAUGGAUUAGUUAAGACAAAGGUCAGUGAGAGAUUGAGAGGGAGCAGAGGGUAAAGCCUUGGAACCUUGGGACCGGAGGCAGGCUGGAGAAGAGGAGGCAGAUCAGAGGGCCAGGCUUGGAAGGAAGAAAAGAAAAGGAGAGCAGAGAAGUGGGGCAGCUGGGAACCAAGGCUGACACCUGGGCUGCCCUUAACCCCCAAGGCCAUGGAGGGCGGGGCUGGUCCCUGGGAAGAACUGGGUCUCAGGUCUCCCUAGGCACUGCCCAAACUGGCUGGGCCAGGAAGUGAGAGGCAAGGCGCAGCAAGAGGAGGGGGAGGAGCUGCAAACUGGAGCCUGAAAGAAGAAGGGGCUUUCUCCAAGGUCACAGUCUGGAAGAUAGGGCAGUGUGGAGUCUACAAAUAAAGCCUUAAGUUUCUGAA